AUGGCUGAAGUCCUUGUUAGUGCUGUCGUGACUGUGCUGGUGGAUAAGCUAUAUUCUGGUGCCUUGAUGAAUUUUGCUCGAUCUCAAGGAAUCGAUUCUCAGCUGAAAAAAUGGAAGAAAAAGUUGCCUCUGAUUCAAGCUGUGCUAGCUGAUGCGGGCCAGAAGGAAAUAACACAAAAAGCUGUUGAACUGUGGCUGAUGGAGCUCCAGGACGUGGCUUACGACAUAGAUGAUGUACUUGAUGAUAUCGCCACAGAAGUUAUGAGGCGUAAGUUGAAUCAACAAGAAUCUCAUGCCAACACUACUGCUAGUAAGGUAAUGAAAAUCAUCCCAGUUUGUUGUACUAAUUUCAUUCCACAUAACUUCAUGUAUGGUCGUGAGAUUAGUUCUAAGCUGGAUGAGAUUACCGCUAGAUUGGAUGAUCUUUUUCAGCAGAAAAAUGAUUUGGGCUUGAAUGUGAAUGUUGAAAAGUCAAGUAGAACAAAUAAACCAUUGGAAGAAACUUCACUGGUAGACGAGUCAGAGAUUUUGGGGCGGGAAGAAGAUAAGCAGGCAUUGCUCGAGAAGCUUUUGGGGGCUGAAGUGAGGGAUUAUCACAAUGUGAAAAUCGUGUCAAUAGUUGGUCUUGGUGGGGUUGGCAAAACAACUCUUGCAAGAGUCUUGUACAACGACGAGCAAGUGAAGGGUCACUUUGAACUCAGAGCAUGGGUUUGUGUGUCCGAUGAGUUUGAUGUAUUCAAUGUCAGCAAGGCUAUUUAUCAAGCUGUAUGUGGUGAAACCAAAGAAUUUGCUAACCUUAAUCUGCUUCACGUGGCUCUUAAAGAAAAACUUUCAAACAAACGAUUCUUACUCGUUCUAGAUGACGUCUGGAACGAAGACCACCAGAGUUGGAUAGCCCUCAAACAGCCACUUGUAGGGGCACCUGGAAGUAAAGUUAUUGUAACCACCCGGAACACCAUAGUUGCAUCGGUAAUGAACUCGGUUCAACCUCACAAUCUGGGGGUUUUGUCAGAUGAGAUAGCUUUAUCUUUGUUAGCUCAAUAUGCACUAGAAGAACAAAACUUCGACAAACAUCCAUCACUUAUAUCGAUUGCUCAAGGUAUUGUUAAGAAGUGUGAUGGUUUGCCUUUGGCAUUGGUAGCACUUGGGAGGGUCUUGAAGACUAAAGGAAUUGAUGAUGUUGCAUGGGAAGAGUUGUUGAGAAGUGAGAUAUGGAGCUUGCACGACAGUAGUUAUAUUCUUCCCGCACUCAAGCUAAGCUACUAUCAUCUCCCUUCACAUCUAAAGCAACUGUUCGCAUAUUGCUCCAUGUUUCCAAAGGACUAUGAGUUUGAAAAGAAGAAACUAGUCCUAAUGUGGAUGGCACAAGGGUUUCUAUCUCAACCAAAGGGCAACAACCAACCAAUGGAGAGUUUGGGUGUCAAGUAUUUUGAAGAGCUACUAUCGAGGUCCUUUUUUCAGCCUUUAGGGAAUGAUGAAUCACGAUAUAAAAUGCAUGACUUAAUGAAUGACUUGGCCACAAGUGUUGCAGGAGAGUUUUUCUUUAGGUUGGAUGAUAAGAAUGAUCUAAAUGAUAGGAGCAGAAAUUUUGAAAAGUAUCGCCAUUUUUCAUUCAUAGAUCAAGAAGUUGCACAAUCUAGAAAGUUCAAGCAAUUGUAUAGAAUUAGAUCCUUGAGAACAUUCUUACCGUUGUCAACUCCAUGGCAAAGAUUGAAAGCAUCAGAUAGUAUUAUUUUAGAAUUAAUUUCCAAAUUAGAGUCCCUAAGAGUGUUGAGCUUAAGUAACUGCUCUAUAACAGAGGUAUCACAAUCCAUUGGUAGUCUCAAGCAUUUGCGGUACCUAAAUUUAUCGAAUACAGACAUCAAACGACUACCAGAACAGGUUAGUGAGCUUUAUAAUGUACAAAGCUUGUUGGUUCGUGAUUGUCAUCAGUUAUCAAGCUUGCCGGACAGUUUUGCAAAGUUGAUAAACUUGCGACAUCUUGACAUGACCAAUACUCCGUCAUUGAAGAAGUUGCCUUUGGGGAUUGGUGAGUUAAGGAAUCUUCAAACCUUAUCCAAGGUUAUUAUUGAAGAAGAAAAUGGGUUUCAAAUAUCUGAGCUGAAGUGGCUAAAGGAUCUUCAAGGUCAACUAUAUAUCAAAGGGUUGGACAAAGUGAUAGAUCCAGCACAAGCAAAGGAUGCCAACUUACAGCAAAAGAAGGGUCUUGAAGAUCUGUACAUGGAAUGGGGUACUCAUCAUGGAAAACCAACUACUGAAUAUGAAGUACUUGAAAGACUAAGAGCACCUCACAAUAAGCUGAAAAAACUUGAGAUUGCAGGAUAUGGGGGAACAGAAUUUCCAAGAUGGAUUGGGGAUCCUUCAUUUCAUCGGUUAACAGAGCUUACAUUAAGGGAUUGUAAAAACUGUACACAUUUACCAACAUUUGGGCAGACUUCACUUAGGAAGUUGGGAAUAUAUAGCUGUCCAAAGUUGGUGUCAAUUAAGGGAGAGGAAGAGAUGAUUAAUGUUGGGAGUAGCAUCAUUCGAUCUCUUAGACAAGUGAUACUUAGUAAUUGUGAUUCUCUGGAGAGUUAUUGUUGUCAAAAUAGCGUUGAGAGUUUGUAUAUAAGGAAUUGUUUGUCAAUGACAACAUUGAGCUUCUCUAUAUUCCAGGAGGAGGACCUCCCAUCAUCAUUAUCAUCAUACUCGAGUUUGAAGAUUCUUGAGGUGAGCCAUUGCAAGAAUAUUAAGUCAAUAUUUCAAGAGCAUUUGCAAAGUCUCACAUCUUUGGAGGUCAUGGGGAUAUAUAAAUGUCCAAGUAUGGAGGAUUCAUUUCCAUCAUGUGGGUCUCCGUGGCCUCCUAAUUUAUGGAAGUUGGAAAUAGGAGAAUUAAAGAAGCCAAUGUCAGAAUGGAGACCUCAAAAUUACCCUUCAUCACUUGUUGAAUUAGAGUUAUAUGGCAGAGAUUCAGGAGUGGUUUCAUUUGGAAUAAUGGAACAACAACAAGAUCAUAAUAAUACGAGUUCAUCAUGUUUUCUUCUUCCACCAUCUCUAACUUUUUUAAGAAUUGUUGGUUUUGAGGAAGUUGAAUCAAUUUCACAGGUUUUACAACACCUCCCUCAACUUCAACAACUUUAUAUUAUUAACUGUCCGAAACUUAGAGAUGUGUUAGAGACAACUUCAUCUUUGAGAGUAAAUGUGUCAUAUUAUCAGUAUUAGCAUUAGUAAUUUGUUAACAAAUGUUCAGAGGUAUUCAUAUAUUAGUUCUCCGACAAUUUGAUGAAAUUCCUGAAAAAAAAUACCCGGUUCUUGGAACUCCCAAUUAAUUGUGGCUUUUCAUGUUUGUAGGUUUUCUCUUUUUUUUUUCCGUUGUUUUUUGUUUAAAUAUAUUUAUACCUUCAAUAAUUUUGUUAGCCU
Molecule: messenger RNA, 3399 nt
Organism: Erigeron canadensis
Lineage: Eukaryota; Viridiplantae; Streptophyta; Magnoliopsida; Asterales; Asteraceae
Product: putative disease resistance RPP13-like protein 1
Exons: 1
Coding region: 1-3201 (1066 amino acids)
Biological process (GO): defense response to other organism
Molecular function (GO): ADP binding
Source: RefSeq, a predicted model, not a curated record